AUGGCACAGUCAGUGCUGGUACCACCAGGACCUGACAGCUUCCGCUUUUUUACGAAAGAAUCACUGGCAGCUAUUGAACAACGCAUUGCCGAGGAAAAGGCGAAGAAGUCCAAGCAAGAGCGGAAAGACAUCGAUGAUGAUGAAAAUGGACCAAAACCGAAUAGCGAUUUGGAAGCAGGCAAAUCCCUGCCCUUUAUAUAUGGAGACAUACCUCCGGGGAUGGUGUCCGAGCCAUUGGAGGACUUGGACCCAUAUUACAUUAACAAAAAAACAUUUAUAGUAUUGAAUAAAGGGAAGGCAAUAUUUCGAUUCAGUGCCACAUCUGCUGUGUACCUGUUAACUCCUUUCAACCCUCUUAGAAAAAUAGCUAUCAAGAUUUUGGUACAUUCAUUAUUCAGCAUGCUUAUUAUGUGCACUAUUUUAACCAACUGUGUAUUUAUGACUAUGAGUAAUCCUCCAGAAUGGACAAAGAAUGUAGAAUACACGUUCACUGGAAUUUAUACCUUUGAAUCACUAAUAAAAAUUCUUGCAAGGGGCUUCUGUUUAGAAGGUUUUACGUUCCUCCGGGAUCCCUGGAAUUGGUUGGAUUUCACAGUUAUAACAUUCGCGUAUAUAACAGAAUUUGUAAACCUAGGCAAUGUUUCAGCUCUUCGAACUUUCAGAGUAUUGAGAGCUUUGAAAACUAUUUCUGUAAUUCCAGGUAAGGAGUGGCUUGACGAAGGGCCAGGCCCCUUGAUUUCCAGCUGUUUUUUGUGUGUUGUCAUUGUGUUUGUGUGUGAACUCCCCUAUUACAGAUAUGUGACAGAGUUUGUGGACCUGGGUAAUGUCUCAGCGUUGAGAACAUUCAGAGUUCUCCGGGCAUUGAAAACAAUAUCAGUCAUUCCAGGCCUGAAGACAAUUGUAGGGGCUCUCAUUCAAUCUGUGAAGAAGCUCUCAGAUGUCAUGAUCUUGACCGUGUUUUGUCUGAGUGUAUUUGCACUAAUAGGGCUCCAACUUUUCAUGGGGAACCUGAGGCAUAAAUGCCUGAUUUGGCCACCAGACAAUUCUACUUUUGAAAUAAACAUCACUUCCUAUUUCAAUAGCACAAUGGGAGAAAAUGGUACCUUUGUAAAUACGACAGUGACCACUUUUAACUGGGAAGAUUAUGUCAGUGAUGACAGUCACUUUUACUUCUUGGAAGGACAAAAUGAUGCUUUACUGUGUGGCAACGGUUCAGAUGCAGGUCAAUGUCCAGAAGGAUAUAUGUGUGUAAAAGCUGGUAGAAACCCCAACUAUGGCUAUACAAGUUUUGAUACCUUCAGCUGGGCCUUCUUGUCACUCUUUCGGCUGAUGACUCAGGACUUCUGGGAAAACCUUUAUCAACUGACUCUGCGUGCUGCUGGCAAAACAUACAUGAUCUUUUUCGUCCUGGUGAUUUUCUUGGGUUCUUUCUACCUGAUCAACUUGAUCCUGGCUGUUGUGGCCAUGGCCUAUGAAGAGCAGAAUCAGGCCACCAUGGAAGAAGCUGAGCAGAAAGAGGCAGAGUUCCAGCAGAUGCUGGAACAGCUGAAAAAACAGCAAGAAGAGGCUCAGACCGCAGCAGCUUUAGCCGCCGCAGCUGGUGAAUCGAGAGAAUUUAGUGAAGUUGGUGGUGUAGGUGGAUUCUCAGAGAGUUCUUCGGCAACAUCAAAGUUGAGUUCCAAGAGUGCUAAGGAGAGGAAGAACAGGCGGAAAAAGAGAAAGCAGAGGGAACAGUCUGAAGGAGAUGAAAAAGAUGAGGAUGAAUUUCACAAAUCAGAAUCAGAGGACAGCAUCCGCAGAAAAGGCUUUCGAUUCUCUAUUGAAGGGAACAGAUUAACCUAUGAAAAAAGAUUUUCUUCCCCACACCAGUCUUUGCUGAGCAUCCGUGGAUCGCUGUUUUCCCCCAGGCGCAGCAGCAAAACGAGUCUCUUCAGCUUCAGAGGCCGAGCAAAGGAUCUUGGAUCAGAGAAUGAUUUUGCAGACGAUGAGCACAGCACUUUCGAAGACAACGAGAGUAGGAGAGAUUCCCUCUUUGUUCCUCACCGGCACAGUGAGCGUCGCAACAGUACCAUCAGUCAGGCCAGCCGAUCAUCUAGAGUGAUGCCUAUCCUUCCAGCCAAUGGGAAGAUGCACAGCACUGUGGACUGUAAUGGGGUGGUUUCCUUAGUUGGCGGGCCGCCUCCUCUUAUGUCACCCACUGGGCAGCUUCUUCCUGAGGGUACCACUACAGAAACAGAACUAAGAAAAAGGCGCUCCAGUUCCUACCAUAUGUCAAUGGAUUUUCUCUCUGAUCCUACUGCAAGGCAAAGAGCAAUGAGUAUAGCUAGCAUACUUACCAACACAAUGGAAGAACUUGAGGAAUCCAGGCAGAAGUGUCCUCCCUGCUGGUACAAAUUUGCUAACAUGUGCUUAAUCUGGGAUUGCUGCACUCCUUGGCUGAAAAUAAAGCAUAUUGUUAAUUUGAUUGUGAUGGAUCCAUUUGUUGACCUUGCUAUUACCAUCUGCAUUGUUUUAAAUACUUUGUUUAUGGCAAUGGAACAUUACCCAAUGACUCAACAGUUUAAUAAUGUACUGUCCGUUGGAAACUUGGUGUUUACUGGCAUCUUCACAGCAGAAAUGUUUCUCAAAAUAAUUGCCAUGGAUCCUUAUUAUUAUUUCCAAGAAGGCUGGAAUAUUUUUGAUGGCAUCAUAGUCAGCCUGAGUUUGAUGGAGUUGGGUCUUGCAAAUGUGGAAGGAUUAUCAGUUCUAAGAUCUUUCAGAUUGCUUCGAGUUUUCAAACUGGCAAAAUCUUGGCCAACAUUAAACAUGUUGAUAAAGAUUAUUGGCAAUUCAGUAGGUGCCUUGGGAAAUUUGACUUUGGUUUUGGCUAUCAUUGUCUUCAUUUUUGCUGUGGUUGGAAUGCAGUUGUUUGGCAAAAACUACAAGGAAUGUGUUUGCAAGAUUUCCAAUGACUGUGAACUCCCACGCUGGCACAUGAAUGAUUUUUUUCAUUCUUUCUUGAUUGUCUUUCGAGUUCUUUGUGGAGAAUGGAUAGAGACUAUGUGGGAUUGUAUGGAGGUUGCUGGACAACCCAUGUGCCUUACUGUCUUCAUGAUGGUCAUGGUGAUUGGCAAUUUAGUGGUUUUGAAUCUUUUUCUGGCCUUGCUCCUGAGCUCCUUCAGUUCAGACAAUCUUGCUGCUACAGAUGAUGAUAAUGAAAUGAACAAUCUCCAAAUUGCAGUGGCUAGGAUUCAGAAAGGAAUAGAUUAUAUAAAAAGAAAAGCUCAUGAAUUUGUACAAAAGGCGUUUGUGAGAAAACAAAAGGCUUUGGAUGAAAUCAAGCCCCUUGAAGAUCUAAACAAUAAGAAAGACAGUUGCAUUUCCAAUCAUGUGAUAGUAGAUAUUGGCAAAGAUUUUAACUAUCUGAAAGAUGGCAAUGGGACUACCAGCGGCAUAGGAAGCAGCGUGGAAAAAUACAUCAUUGAUGAAAGUGAUUAUAUGUCAUUCAUAAAUAACCCAAGUGUAACUGUGACAGUACCCAUUGCUGUUGGAGAAUCAGAUUUUGAAAAUUUAAAUACAGAGGAGUUUAGCAGUGAGUCAGAUCUGGAAGAAAGCAAAGAGAAACUAAAUGCAACUAGUUCAUCUGAAGGUAGUACAGUUGAUGUUGGACUUCCCCAAGUUGGAGAACAACCUGAAGCUGAACCCGAAGAAGCUCUUGAACCAGAAGCCUGUUUUACAGAAGGCUGCAUCCGGAAAUUCAAGUGCUGCCAAGUCAGUGUAGAAGAUGGGAAAGGAAAACUAUGGUGGAAUCUUCGGAAGACUUGUUACAAAAUCGUAGAACAUAAUUGGUUUGAGACUUUUAUUGUCUUCAUGAUUCUCCUUAGCAGUGGUGCUCUGGCUUUUGAAGACAUAUACAUUGAGCAACGCAAGACUAUCAAGACCGUACUGGAAUACGCAGACAAGGUCUUCACCUACAUCUUUAUUUUAGAAAUGCUUCUGAAGUGGGUGGCUUAUGGCUUUCAAGUCUAUUUUACAAAUGCCUGGUGCUGGCUGGAUUUCCUCAUUGUUGAUGUCUCUAUCGUUAGCUUAACAGCGAAUGCCUUGGGCUACUCUGAACUUGGUGCAAUUAAAUCUCUUAGGACUUUAAGAGCUUUAAGACCUCUAAGAGCCUUGUCACGGUUCGAAGGAAUGAGGGUAGUGGUGAAUGCUCUCUUGGGAGCAAUUCCAUCUAUCAUGAACGUGCUUCUUGUAUGUCUUAUAUUCUGGCUAAUCUUUAGCAUUAUGGGAGUGAAUCUGUUCGCUGGCAAGUUCUACCAUUGUGUUAACACCACAACUGGGGAAAUGUUCAGCAUUGAUGAAGUUGACAAUCAGACUGAGUGUGAGAAUCUCAUCGAAAGAAAUGAAACAGCCAGAUGGAAGAAUGUGAAAGUCAACUUUGAUAAUGUGGGACUUGGCUACCUCUCUCUGCUUCAAGUAGCCACCUUCAAAGGCUGGAUGGAUAUCAUGUAUGCAGCUGUAGAUUCACGAAAUGUGGAACAACAGCCACAUUAUGAGGAUAAUCUUUAUAUGUAUCUUUAUUUUGUCAUCUUUAUUAUCUUUGGAUCAUUCUUCACUUUGAAUUUAUUUAUUGGUGUCAUCAUAGAUAACUUCAAUCAGCAAAAAAAGAAGUUUGGAGGUCAAGACAUCUUUAUGACAGAAGAACAGAAAAAAUACUAUAAUGCAAUGAAAAAACUGGGCUCUAAGAAACCACAGAAACCUAUACCCAGACCAGCAAACAAAUUUCAAGGCAUGGUCUUUGAUUUCGUAACAAAGCAAGCCUUUGACAUCAGCAUCAUGAUUCUUAUCUGCCUUAACAUGGUUACCAUGAUGGUAGAAACUGAUGACCAAACUGACGCAAUGGAAACUAUUUUGUAUCGAAUUAAUUUUAUCUUCAUUGUCCUUUUCACUGGAGAAUGUGUCUUGAAACUGAUUUCACUCCGCUAUUAUUAUUUUACAAUAGGCUGGAAUAUUUUUGAUUUUGUGGUUGUCAUCUUAUCUAUUGUAGGUAUGUUCCUCGCAGAGAUUAUUGAGAAAUACUUUGUGUCCCCCACCUUGUUCCGAGUAAUUCGACUUGCCAGGAUAGGUCGAAUCCUGCGUCUGAUCAAGGGGGCAAAGGGAAUCCGCACUCUGCUUUUUGCCUUGAUGAUGUCUCUCCCUGCCUUGUUUAACAUCGGUCUCCUCCUUUUCCUGGUCAUGUUCAUCUACGCCAUAUUUGGAAUGUCCAACUUUGCCUACGUGAAGAGAGAAGUUGGCAUUGAUGACAUGUUCAACUUUGAAACUUUUGGCAACAGCAUGAUCUGCCUUUUCCAAAUUACCACCUCUGCUGGCUGGGAUGGCUUGCUAGCGCCCAUCCUGAACAGCGGGCCUCCAGACUGCGACCCUGAGAUAGACCAUCCGGGUAGCUCAGUCAAGGGAGACUGUGGCAAUCCUUCGGUUGGGAUUUUCUUCUUUGUCAGCUACAUAAUCAUCUCAUUUUUAGUUGUAGUCAACAUGUACAUUGCUGUCAUUUUGGAGAACUUCAGCGUGGCUACCGAAGAAAGUGCUGAACCUCUGAGUGAGGAUGAUUUUGAGAUGUUCUAUGAAGUCUGGGAAAAGUUCGAUCCAGAUGCAACCCAAUUCAUAGAAUUUGCCAAACUCUCAGAUUUUGCAGCCUCUUUGGAUCCUCCUCUUCUAAUACCAAAACCAAACAAAGUUCAGCUUAUUGCGAUGGACCUGCCCAUGGUGAGUGGUGAUAGAAUUCACUGCCUUGACAUCUUAUUUGCUUUCACCAAACGUGUCUUGGGUGAAAGUGAUGAAAUGGACGCCCUCCGUAUUCAAAUGGAAGACCGGUUUAUGGCUGCCAACCCUUCAAAAGCCUCCUAUGAACCAAUUACCACCACACUGAAACGAAAACAAGAGGAAGUAUCCGCUGUUAUUAUUCAGCGAGCCUUUAGGCGCUACCUCUUAAGGCAAAAGGUUAAAAAAGUUUCCUCCAUGUUUAAUAAAGAUAGAAUUAAAGAAGGCAACGACACAGUUAUCAAAGAAGACAUGAUCAUUGAUAAGCUAAAUGAGAAUUCUACCCCUGAAAAAAACGAUAUGACUCCCUCCACCACCUCUCCACCUUCCUACGAUAGCGUUACAAAGCCCGACAAAGAUAAAUAUGAGAAAGACAAAUCAGAAAAAGAAGAUAGAGGUAAAGAUGUCAGGGACUAUAAAAAAUGA
Molecule: messenger RNA, 6219 nt
Organism: Pseudonaja textilis
Lineage: Eukaryota; Metazoa; Chordata; Lepidosauria; Squamata; Elapidae
Source: RefSeq, a predicted model, not a curated record